Athalia rosae (coleseed sawfly) is the source of this 864-nucleotide messenger RNA. RefSeq names its product acyl carrier protein, mitochondrial (gene ND-ACP). Gene Ontology annotation, cellular component: mitochondrion. NCBI's taxonomy places the organism in Eukaryota, Metazoa, Arthropoda, Insecta, Hymenoptera, Athaliidae. Gene Ontology annotation, molecular function: acyl carrier activity; acyl binding. The record is from RefSeq and is a predicted model, not a curated record. The transcript is spliced from 4 exons. Gene Ontology annotation, biological process: fatty acid biosynthetic process. Bases 110 to 700 code for a protein of 196 amino acids.
UUGUGCAGCUGUGCAUUCGACUCUCGCAUUUGGCUGUCGACGAAUGUAGUUCGAGGUUCGUUGUUCUCUCAUUCUGCAGAAGCGAUUUUUCUUCUAAAAAGAACCGACAAUGGCAUCUCUCACGGGUAUCGUCCGCCUUUUAACGAGAAAUGCUGUGGUUGUGGGCAAAUCUUAUCGCUCGGUGGCUAACAGGACCGCCGUGACAUUGUCGGCGAACCAUCGGGCUACCCUCGUGGCGACAGGGGACCGAAUGCCUCAAGUUAUUUUUCAGGUGAAACCCGCUUAUCAACGGCGCUACGCGACUGCUGUGAAGAAGACAUCUAUCAAACAACUCGAGGAACGUGUGCUCAAAGUUGUUGCUGCGUACGACAAGAUUUCUGCUGACAAGAUUCAGUCGACAACGGAACCACGGACCAAGCUGGUGCGCCAAUACUCUGGGGGAGUGCCACAUACACUCGAACUUAUCCAAGACCGUGUCCUUCUUGUACUGAAACUAUAUGACAAAAUUGAUCCCUCAAAGUUGGAUCUAAAUUCCCACUUCAUCGAGGAUCUUGGACUGGACUCCCUCGAUCAUGUUGAGGUGAUAAUGGCGAUGGAAGAUGAAUUUGGUUUUGAAAUACCAGACAAUGAUGCGGAACGAUUGUUGCGGCCAGCAGAUAUAGUCAGAUACGUUGCAGAUAAGGAAGAUGUGUACGAAUAAGCUGUACCCUGCAUUUGGCAAUUUAACCAUAGUUGAAUUUUACACUCGUCAUUGGGCGGAGCCUCGUGGUAUAAGUCGAAACAUUAUGCUGGUUACGCGAGCGUUGUGCUAAUCCUGUAUAUAGACGAAUGGCCAUUACAUAAAUAAAUCAUAUUACAAAUUUA